CAUAAAUGCGCUCUACUGGUUACAGGUAUGACGUCAGUCCCCUGGGAAGCAGAUUUGGGUUUAGCCAAUCACACCACAGAGAGCAUACAAGGACAUGGGGCUAACUUGUCCACUACAUUGUUCCAGGGCUAUACCAACUUCAGCACCACUUUUCUGUGGUUAGUUCCAUCUGAGAACGGGUCGUGGGGAACUGUGAGGCCCCCUCUGCAACCUGUGGCUCCUCCACGGGUUCGGGACCAGGCUCUGGCUCAAGUGGAGAUUGGAGUUCUAGGGUUGGUGCUGGCCCUGACUGCCUUGGGAAAUGGGUUUGUGCUGUGCAUUCUCCUUCGUAGAAGGAAACACAAUGCCCCCAUGCACCUGUUCAUGGUUAACCUGUGUGUUGCUGACCUGGUUGUGGCUUUCUUUCAGGUACUGCCUCAGUUGUUAUGGGACAUCACAGAGCAUUUCCAGGGCCCAGAUAUCCUCUGUCGCUCUGUCAAGUAUCUGCAGAUCGUUGGCAUGUUUGCAUCCUCCUACAUGAUAGUUGCGAUGACGGUGGAUCGGCACUAUGCCAUCUGCUGCCCCCUGCAGGCGUACCGUGGUGGUGCACCAUCGCGAUGGAACACCCCGAUCAUGGUGGCAUGGGGGCUGGCGCUAGUGCUCAGUUUACCCCAGAUUUUUAUUUUCUCACGAUCGGAGGUGGCACCUGGUGUAUUUGAGUGUUGGGGGCAUUUCGCUGAGCCGUGGGGACUUAAAGCCUACGUCACAUGGAUGACUGUAGCAGUGUUCAUUUUACCAGCUCUCAUCAUUACUGUCUGUCAGAUCCGCAUCUUCAGAGAGAUACACGACAACAUCUACCUGAAGUCUGAGAGGGUUGUGACCGCUGAGUUUAAAAGAAACUCUGUCCUCUUCCACUUCCAACAGAGGGAGGGGCAUCGGGGUAGGGGUUGUGUGGGAGGGGGAGGAGCUCGAGACAGAGAUGGGAGGAGCAGUCACCAUUUCCAGACUGAGGGCAGCUGCCACACCCGGCCUCGCCGCAGCCCUUUGCAACCCUCUCCGUCUCCCACCGUUCCCCACAGCAACCUCUCCACUGCCCCACCCACUUGUAGCUUCACCUCUGAGUCCAGUGCUCCAUCUCUUUCAGCAGCUGAUGAUCCAGCCUCCACCCUCACACUUCAUAGACAUAACCCUGUCCCCGAGCAGAGCCUCACCACACUCGCUGACCCCUCCCACACAUUACCGUCCAAUAGCAACUGUGCUCAGUCCAGAGCUUCAUCUCUGAUCAGAAACUCAGAUUCUGGUGGUCCUCCUGAGCUUUGGCCAGAUGUACUCCCAGAUGCAGCAACUUUUACCCUCCCACCUUUGGCACCACCCCCUCCCAUGGGUGUGUCCAAGGCCAUGUCCAAGACUGUGAGGAUGACUCUGGUCAUUGUGCUGGUUUACACAGUCUGCUGGUCUCCAUUCUUCAUCGUACAGUUGUGGGCAGCUUGGGACCCAAAUCCACCAGACCAAGGAGUUGCCUUCACUAUCCUGAUGUUGUUGGCCAGCCUCAACUCCUGUACUAAUCCUUGGAUCUACACAGCAUUCUCUAGCAGCGUGUCCCGGGAGUUCCUGGCCCUGCUACGAUGCCACGCACACCCGCCCAGGCGAGGAUCUCUGCCAGAUGACUCCACCACCACACACACAUCAACUACUACUAAGGACAGCAUAUACUGACACUAACACACACACACUAUUC
This is a messenger RNA of Chanos chanos (milkfish), 1717 nucleotides long. It is a transcript of the gene avpr2ab, whose product is annotated as arginine vasopressin receptor 2a, duplicate b. The record is from RefSeq and is a predicted model, not a curated record. Gene Ontology annotation, biological process: regulation of systemic arterial blood pressure by vasopressin; cellular response to hormone stimulus; positive regulation of vasoconstriction. Gene Ontology annotation, cellular component: plasma membrane. Lineage: Eukaryota; Metazoa; Chordata; Actinopteri; Gonorynchiformes; Chanidae. The transcript has 6 exons. Gene Ontology annotation, molecular function: vasopressin receptor activity; peptide binding. The coding region runs from base 28 to 1695 and encodes 555 amino acids.